This is a messenger RNA of Ruditapes philippinarum (Manila clam), 3362 nucleotides long. RefSeq lists its product as uncharacterized. Gene Ontology annotation, biological process: regulation of apoptotic process. The transcript has 8 exons. NCBI's taxonomy places the organism in Eukaryota, Metazoa, Mollusca, Bivalvia, Venerida, Veneridae. The coding region runs from base 287 to 2122 and encodes 611 amino acids. The record is from RefSeq and is a predicted model, not a curated record.
UUGACACAAGUCACGUGAAUUAUUUUAGAAUUCCUUUAUAGUCAACGUUGGGGAAAUUUGUUGUUCUAAAAAUACAUUAUAUAUUAUGAGACUAUAAAACUCUUUAUGAAGUUUGGUCAUUAACAUUCAUACGCCUGAUAUUGAUCUAAUAUUUUCAUUUCAUUUGUUGUACAAAUAGGACCUCUUUUGAAAAUAGAGGGUUAAGAACCUUAUUAAGUUUUGAAUUAGUUGAUUAUUUAUUUUGACCAUUUAUUUACAAAUAAAGUUAAUACAGACAGACGGCUAAAUGGGUCACGGGAAAACAGAAGCGAGGUCACGUGACUCAAUAAUGACGAACAUACAAAGAAAUCCAACGAUACCCAUGACAAAGAGGGACUCACUUCUGUCAAAUGGCACGCGGGUCUCGUUGCUAGCGAAUGGCUCUAGUACAACGCCAAAGAAGUUUGAAGAGAAGGACUACGUGAAUACAAAUCCUAAUAUGGUGGCUGGUAAGAAACGCUCGCCGAAACUAAACAAAGUCAAACGAACGUCUUCCUAUAAGAUCGCCACCAACCGUCAAUCAACCGAUGACCUGGACGGAUUAAGUGCAUUAGGAUCUAGUGCUAACACAACAAGAGGUCCACAAGGUGUUCGGACAGUGGAUCGGACAAAGUAUAACACUCUUCCGAGGACAGAAACAGUUGUUCCUCAAAAGAAACCUGUCGAACUUGGGCGCCGUAAGCGGGAGGCAAAAGCACCGCGGAGCGAUUUUGAAAGAACAGCUUCACAGAAAUCCGGCACUUACCCUUCUCCUGAUACAGACGAAGACCAGAGGUCAAUACAACCUGAUCGUAAAAAGAAAAGUACUUUUAAAAGAAUGAAAGAAAGGCUCAUCCUUACUUUCAGAAAGAAUAGGGAUCAUGAAAAACAUAAAGGGAAUGGUAGCAAAUAUAAGGGACCAACUGGUCGUGUUAAACCAAAUCAAUCUUCUAGUCGUGACGCAUUUAAAACUCCUAAUGUUGAUAUAGAAGUUAUAGAAGACAAUAAUAAUGACGACCACAAGUCUGGUGUUACUAAUAGUGGUUUUUCAAAACCUAACAAAGGACCUGGCUUCUUAAAAACUCUGAGGAACAGUUUUAGGAUAAAAGCGGCGCCUUCAAAAUACAAGAAGAACCAGGAAAAAGAAAGUAGCGGUGAACCACAUAGUAGCCCUAGUUUACCUAGUUCUUUAGAAAGAGAUCAAACCGUGCCAACGGCUACGCAUGUGCAAACGAUUGAAGAAGAUUUCAUGGAAGCUGAUGACUCUAUUACCGAACUUUUUGGAAGUUUGAUUGACCCCGAGGGUCGCACUUCUGAUAAUGCCACGUCAAAUUUCCAGAAGGGACCUAGACCGGACACGUCCAAGUUUAGAUUGGAAGGUUUGAAAAAGUUUAAACCAAGAAGUUUUGACAGAAAUUCACCUUCCACAGAUGGUCAUCAUGCACGUGGCGCACACGGAAGUGAUUUGUCUCCAACUGUAGAAAUCGACGGACUUGAUUACGCCGAUGCGCCACCUUGUGUCCGAUGUGUUGAAGAGAGUGAGGUAGAGUUUGCUGAGAUCUCCGAGCACGAGCAGCAACGUCGCGUGGAUGAUGUUGCUAAGCGACUUGCUGCCAUUGGUGAUAGUAUCGCCGGCAGGAUCGAGUCCGAGAGUGCCGGUUCAUCAGAGGAAGUUGAAGGCUUCAGAGUUGGUAAUCAACCUAGAAGACGUUCAGAACUGGAAGAAGAGCUAUUAAGGGAGCUCAGGCGUUUUGGUGACCAAAUUGAUGGCACUUUAAUGGCUCGAAGUCAAAACAGAGUUCAGUUUUCAUCAGUAGUACUGCCUAUCAUCUGUAAAAUCAUCCGGUCCCAAGAUUACAGCACGUUUAGAGAAGUUGUUCAACGUGAGAUCUCAAAUACUGUAGGCUGGGAACAGGUAGCCUGGUACACUUACCUAAUGAAAGCAACAAUGGAUAUCGCCGGUGCUGGCAAGACAGCGGGCAGAAUUAUGAAGACUCAUGCCACACGUUACUUCUCUUCUACUUUAAAACCCUGGAUACAGCGACAACCAAAUGGAUGGGAAUCUUUACACGAGGAGACAGAUACCGAAUGUGAAGUGGACUGAUGCUAAAUAAUAUCUAUACUGGACAAUGUAUUGCAAUGCAUGCGACAUAUGCAGUUGAUCGACAUACGCAGUUAAUCGACAUACGCAAUAGAUUGACAUACGCAUGGAAUCGACAUACGCAAUGGAUCGGUAUGUACAUUGAUCGACACUCACAGUGGAUAGAGAUUACACAGCGGAUGUGAAGUUGCAAAAACAAUUUAUGUACACAAUGGCCGUCACUGUACUGUCGUACUGAAAUGACAUAAACGCGAAACGUUCGGCAUAUUGUAAGGCUAAAGACCCAGACUUUUAUGAAAUAUGUCAGAUGGAAAUGGGCAAACCUGUUGCUCACUGUCGCAAGCGGUCCUUUGUACAGUAUUGGUGCAACAUAUCUUACUUACAUUCAAAAUUCCCGAAGUGGAGCAUUCAUAUUGUGUGUUGAAGCACAUUAAAUCUUCAUAUGUAUUCUUUUGCUCAGAACUUGUUAUAUUAAAGAACAGAGACUAUUAAUUGGACUGUGUCUGUAAUUUUGUCAGUGAUUUGCGUUUAGCUCAAACCUUUUUACAUUGAAAUGGUUUAUUUUAUGCAAGAAUGCAUACUUUGUUGUAUAAAAAAUACAUAUCUAUAGUAAAAUUUCUAACUACGUUAAGCUUUUUUUGUAAUUUUCGACUUUUUAAGAAAAGCUCAUAUUAAGUAGUAAAUGAAAGUUUUAGGUCGGUUUUUGUGAUAGUACACAUAUGGUUGUAGAUAUUUUGAUAUACAUAUAUCGUCCACUAAUGAUCUCAGUAUUGUAAAAUAGUAUGAAUGAGUAGGAGAGGUAUUUGUAAUUAACCACAAAUGGGAGCAAUGGUUUUAUGUGAUAUUUGUCUUCAAUGAAUAUUAAACGUUAUAUUAUGUUGUUUUAAGAUCUCGCUUGUUUUUCUAAGCUUUAAAUUGAACACAUUUUUGAAGGAUGACAUGAAUAUGAUAAGUGGAAAUGUACAAUUGAUACACCUUUGUUAAUAUGUUUAAGAUACCAAUAGCUUGAUCUAUCUGUACUUCAAUAUCACGACGUUUUGUUAAAUAAACUUUUGGGAAACAGUUUUUUUUAAAUUCCAUACACACAUUUUAAAAUAUUGUGCACAAAUACUUGAAUAUUCUUAAUCAAAGUAAUCGUGAUAUAGACAUCUUGCAUAAUGUUUUUUUCUAUUGUGAUAAUUUAUUAUAUUUAUUGUUUUAAUAUUUUGUUAUCACAUAUAAUGUAAUAAAGUUUAUAAACUGA